Messenger RNA from Dermacentor silvarum, 3104 nucleotides. RefSeq lists its product as uncharacterized. Gene Ontology annotation, molecular function: nucleic acid binding. The transcript has 2 exons. The coding region runs from base 258 to 3104 and encodes 948 amino acids. Gene Ontology annotation, biological process: DNA integration. The record is from RefSeq and is a predicted model, not a curated record. Lineage: Eukaryota; Metazoa; Arthropoda; Arachnida; Ixodida; Ixodidae.
AACUGUAACAGACCGGACUAUCUGCUGUCUGCAUUCGUCCUCGGCGAUAUCGCCUUGUCCUCCUCUCCCCCCUUCCGUCUGCUUUACCUUCCUCCUGGCUUUCGUUCGCCCUUCCCCGCUGGGAACACGGCUACUUAACCGCGGCAAAUAAACGGCCGGGGGUCUUUCGUCUUGGCAAGGCCCAGCCAAAUGUUGAUCGUCGUUUCGUCUGUCAGUCAAACGUUACAUGGUGUCAGAAGUGGGAUUUGACGUACUAGAUGGACGUCGUAAAGCCCCCGGAACCGCUGCACCUGUCCGGCAACAUCAGGAAAAACUGGCUGGUGUUCAAGCAGAAGCUGCAGCUGUUCAUCACCGCUACGGAACCGGAGAAGCCCCGCCCAUCGGCCGUAAAAUCAGCGAUUCUCCUGAGCACCGCGGGGGACGAGGCGCUCGAUGUCUACAACAACUUCUCGUUUGCCGCAGGUGAGAACCGAGAAGAUUAUGACACGUUAGUGCGGAAGUUUGAAGAAUACUGUGUCGACCAGGGUAAUGAAGUCUACGAAAGGCACAUUUUUCGACUGCGAACACAGGAAGAUUCCGAGCCUUUUGAGCGGUUCCUACGGGACUUAAAAAAGCAGGCAAAGCUGUGCAACUUCGGUUCACUUGAAGAAUCUAUGAUCAGGGAUCAAGUGGUUUUUGGCACAAAUAAUGCAAAACUUCGAGAAAAGUUGCUAAGUGACAAAGACUUAAACUUGCAGAAAGCAGAAGAAAUUUGCAAAGCCGCUGAGCUUUCUGCCCUUCAGAGCGCAGCAUGGUCAAAGGAAAGCCUGCACGUUGACUUCACAAAUCGCACAAACCGCACGAAGUUUGCGAAUGCAACUCGUUGUCGAAAUUGUAACAAGGUACAUGCCCCCGAGCGGUGCCCGGCAUAUGGGAAAACUUGUUAUGCAUGCAAGAAACGAAAUCACUUCGCCGCAUGCUGCAACAAUGCUAGCAGGAUAAACGAGGUGCGCAAAUUGGAAGAAGGCGACGAAAACUUUGACAUCUUGGGCAUCAGCAUUUGCGGCGUCACCGGAGCCAUAGGAGCGGAUUGGGUGGUUCGCGGCAAAAUAGCCGGUCUGGAGAUACAAUUCAAAGUAGAUACCGGGUCUCAGGCAAAUUUGCUGCCCCUAUCCCUGUUCAACCGAAUUGCCAACGCAAGCACUCCGCGUAAGAGCGCGGCCGUCCUCACAGCAUACAACGGCAGCCCAAUCAAGCACGUUGGCGUGGCAACCGAAGAUCUCGAGAUAAGCGAAACGCAGCAUUCCGUCUCGUUCUUUAUCGUGAAAAAGGGGCGCCAAGCUAUCCUUGGCUUAAAGGCAUGCCAACAGUUUGGUCUGAUACCGGUGACUGCGGACGCUGUGAAUGUAGGCGAUACGCGAACGGAAUUCCAGCUUGCCUUUCCUGACCUCUUCAGAGGCACCGGCUGCGUCAAGCGACCCUACAAAAUGGUGCUACGAGAGGAUGCCGUUCCAGUCGUCCAACCUGCCCGCAGAGUACCCAUAGCAUUGAAAGGACGCCUGCGACAAGAACUCCAAAGAAUGGAAAAGGCCUCAAUCAUCGUCAAGGUGGAUGAACCAACCGAUUGGUUUGUACCUGGGAAGGACCUGUUACUCGCAGACAUGCUGUCCCGGGCCGCACUACCAACUGGCGGAAGUGACCAAGUCGAGGACGUGGACGUGCACACAACGCAAGUAGUCUCCAGCAUCAUAAGCAAAGCGACUAUGGUGCGACUACAAAAGAAUACCCUUGAAGAUCCGCUUCUCAGCCGCACUAUGAAACAAAUGGAAGAUGGCAUGGCAAUAGACGGCGUACUGAAGCCGUAUGCGGAAGAGCUAUCCGUGGUCAAUGGAGUGAUUCUCAAGGGUUGCAAAGUGGUUGUGCCCAAAUCAAUGCGUCCGGAAAUUCUUGAGCGUAUUCACGAAGGCCACUUGGGUAUGAACAAGUGUAAGGCUAGAGCUCGUAGAUUGGUUUUCUGGCCGGGAAUGAGCAGUGACAUUGAACAACGAGCGCGAACUUGUAGCGUAUGUCGAAAGUACGCCUACAGCCAACCGAGUGAACCCCUCCUGCUACAGCCAACGCCCGACCGACCGUGGCAUCGCGUAGGAAUAGACCUAUUUACAUUCGCUGGAGAUCACUACGUUGUUGUGUUUGAUGCCCAUUCUAACUUUCCAGAUGUCGAGAAACUGAGAGGUACCACGGCGGUGGAAGUAAUCGACAAGAUAUCUGCUAUCUUCUCUCGAUACGGCAUUCCCAGUCAAGUUUGCACCGACAACGGGCCUCAAUUUGCAUCGCGAGAGUUCGCGUUGUUCGUACACCGGUAUGACUUCGAGCAUAUCACGUCAAGUCCCGAGUUCCCACGGUCAAAUGGCUUAGCCGAAAAGGGUGUGCAGAUCGUGAAGCGUAUUCUAAAGAAAACCCACGAGUCCCGGGGUGAUGUAUGGCUCGGUCUGUUGGCGUAUCGAUCUUCUCCUCUUGACUGCGGUCAAUCACCCGGAGAACUACUGCAAGGUCGCCGCCUGCACGCAACACUUCCUGAAUACAAUGUCGACGGAGGGAUCCCCGUAUUGAAACAGCGUCAGUCUUCCCGAGGCAGGCCACUACCACCCUUGGAAGCCGGAAACGUGGUCCGGAUCAAACACAGAAACUGGUCACGCCGAGCGAAAGUGGUAAAAGAGACUGCACCACGAUCGUACGUGGUAAAAACGGAAGACCAUGGCCUCCUGAGACGCAACCGACAGCACUUGCUGCAAACGGACGAAAACUUCGACGGUGAGGUUAGCGACGUGGGUAACGGUAACCCGCACCCCGACGCGAGGCACCCUGACGCACCCCGACGCGAGACGGAGUGCAGUGAUAGACAUCGAGGCAACAUCACGCAGGGCAACACAUUAGGCAGUCACCAGGCAGAACCAGCUCAUCCAGGUGAGGACUCCAACGCCACUUCACCAGAGACUCCAGGAAGCCCCCUGGCUGGACUGCGCAGGUCGGGACGCCAGCGCAGCGAACCGAAGCGCCUUCACUACGGGCCAUCCUUCCAUCAAGUUAACGAGUGCAAAUCAAAUCAGUGUUUUGAAAAUGUGUGA